GUGGAUUGUGAAGACAUUUUUCUUUCAGGUUCACGUGUUAUCUGUGACGUCAGUUUUAAUUUAGGCCAUGUGUUCACUGUGAGAGAGGUUCAUUCAUUGCACGCGUCAGCUGUGAAGACAGCUUUAAUCAUAGCAUGUGUUAAUUGUGAAAACAGCAUUGUUUUAGACCCCCGGGGUAACUGUUAAAAUGCAUAGUUCUUCAAUCUCACUGCUUAGCUCUAACUCGUUUCCUUGUGUAUGUAUAUACGCUGAUGAGAUUUAUUUUUAGAUUUUUCUAGGGCCUGGUUUGUGGGUUGGCUUUAGGAAUUCGGGCGGAGAUUUGGUGAAGCAAGAUUUACGGGGCAUGACUAAUUUUGAAUGUGAUUAAUUUAAUCCAAUAAUUUUUUUUUGAUCCUUCCUUUUCUAAACACUACUAAAUCGAAAAAAAAAUUGAGGUGGCGUGUCCCGUACGGUUACAUCCGUAAAUGCCAAACUGCUUUCUAGGCAAAGCUGAACUCUAGACAAUGCUGCACUCUAGUCUAGGCAACGCUAAACUCUAGGCAAUGGUGUACUGUAGUCUAGGCAACGCCGUAUUCUAGGCAAUGGUGUACUCUUUCCAAUGCUAAACUCCAAUUACUAUAUGCACCGUACAUGUCAAAUAUUUAUGAAACGAUCUUCAAGGAAAGGCAGAGUUGUGUUGGGGGACCUUUUCAUCUAACUCAUGUUCCAGGGGCAUGCACAGCUUGCUCGAUCAACAGAUAGCGCUGUGUCAUUUACUAGCCAAUAAUGUCGCUAGCUUCUCUCUCAUCGUAUUGUCUGCAUUUCUCACCUGCCAGGUUUUUAUUGCAAUACAAAAGUACAAUAUGAGGCGGGGGGCGAAUACAAAUUGCUUGGCUUGGGGGGAGGGGGGAACGAAUAGAAAUGGCGUGAUUAAACCAUAAUAAAGCUCACGUGACCUCACGUAGGUCGUUUGAUUGUAAAUAAACAUAAAACUCUUUCAAAAGCAGCUCUGUUGAUCGCGUGUUGAGCGUGUUUAUUCCGUGGCAGUGACAAACACUAGGACAUAAAUAUGACGUAAGGGAAAACAAACAGUUUGUGUUUGGGAUCAAUUUAUUGUCAUUUAGGGAUUAGAUCUACUAUAGCGGUGAUGCAGAGUAUGGGUUUAAAAGAAAUGUAAUCAAAAGAUGACCUAUUCUUACUUAAAAACCACAACCACAAUAAAAAAAAAAGGAUCAAUUUAAUUUUAGGUUGAGGAACUUGACAGUAACAUGAAACAAGGGCAGAUAACUAGGUUAUACCUUUUCACUGCUGUACUAUGUGUAAUCUUAAUAUUGUGGAUUUAUAACAAGUGGGAGACGAACAGUAUCACAGGUAUUCCGUCUAGUGUUACAUGUACAUUCCCACCCACUGUAACCGAUACAUCCGAACUAUCUCCGGUCUUAGCAUUGAAUGUGACAGGAUUUCAUUGCAUCAAGAACGACAUGGUCACGAAGAAAGCCGUGGACACUAAAGUGAUGUUGUUCUACAGGUUUCCAGACUACUACGAACUCCAGGGCAAAUCUGGGUUCAAUCUGUUCACCAACUGUGACAAGAAAUGUGAGCUGACCACGGAUGAAAACAGAUUCAGUGAAGCUGACGUCGUGGUCUUUUACAGUCAUAAAAAUUAUAGAUAUCAAGCCCCGCCCCAAAAAGAGCCUGGCCAAAAGUGGGUGUUCUUCACGGUGGAGAGCCCUCCGUACUCGGGCAAUGCCAUGUACGGUGGAUCCCAGUGGGGGAAUAAGUUCGACUGGACAAUGUCCUACAGGUACGAUUCGGAGUUUUGGCACGGCUACGUUCGAAUGAGACCCAGGGUGACGCCUCUCUCUGAAGAUGUUAUGGAGAGGCAGCGUCAGAAUUGGAAGCAGAAGUUUGCCAACAAGACGAAACUGGUGGCUUGGUUUGUCAGCCAUUGCCCCACGGACAGUCUUCGUGAGAAGUACGUUGAGCAGCUCUCCAAACACAUUCCCGUUGACAUCUAUGGUAAGUGUGGCACCUUGAAGUGUGAGGACAGGAAAGAGUGCCUUCAACUUUUGGACAACGAUUACAAGUUUUAUCUUUCCUUUGAGAACUCUCUGUGCGUGGACUACGUGACUGAGAAACUGUUGAACGUCCUUGAACUCAAUACUUUGGUCCCUGUGGUCAGAGGCGGCGCCAAUUACGAUUCUCUCUUCCCUCCCAACUCUGUGAUAAAUGUCAAAGAUUUUCCCUCCCCAGAAAAGUUGGCUCAGUAUCUGAAGGAAUUGGCCAAUAAUGAGGAGGAAUAUACCAAGAGGUUACAGUGGGUCUGGCAAUACGAGGUCCAUGGCCCGAAACUGCCAUUAUGUCACUUGUGUCAAACUAUUCACGCUCCCGGCCCCGUCUCUUGUGUUUAUGAGAAUGUGUAUCACUGGUGGUCUCAGAGAGCUUGCUAUAAACCUAACGAUGUUUGAAAAGAACUUUCAAGUUCAAGUCUUCUCACAUUUCACUGGGAUAGAAUCUUUGAAUCUCAAGCUGAUGCUGGCAUGGGAGAAGCAAGGAAAUACAUUUCACGUUCUGUGCUCAUAUAUCGAUAUAUUUUGAAGAGUUCAAAUGGUGUGUAACCAUUGUUUUAAUUCACUUACAUUUGUAGCUAUAGCGAAAAUAAAUAUGGACUGGAUUAGAAAAUACUAUUUAAAAUACGCCAGGAAGAAGGGCAUUGUGUCGAGUGUUAAAAAACUUGGCUUCCUAACCAUGCGGUCCCAGGCUUGAAGACUUUGAAUUUGAGGACGCCCUUGAGGGAUCUCAAACAUAGCGGUCCGCCCUGAGUCAACCCAAUCCAAAUGAUUAAGUUGGGGAAAAUAAAUGCUGGUGAUUUUUGAGCUAGCCAUAUGAAACCCAUUUUAAUCGCGGACCUUAGAAACGGACGAGUUUUACUUUAGCGGCCCACAAUAUCUAUACGGGAACUUAACUUACUUUUGUAAUGUAAAUUAUGAAUACAGCCAUUGUUUUGAAAUAAUUAAGUAAACUCUGUUAUCUUUGAAUAAUCUUGAGAAUACCGAACUUUAAUUUGUUAUUUUUCCCUACGUUUGAUAUUUUGUUUUGUUGUUCAAUGUAUAUUGUUUGUAUAGAACAUUGCUAGACAUUGUGACGAAAGUGUAUUGUAGUUUUCUUUAAAAACUACUGUUGUAUCGCCAGAUUUCAUAGUGUAACCAUACAUACAGCACAAAGUUAUGGUCAAACUGGGAUUGGUAGUAGACUAUUUUGGCAUCACGUGAUUUAGUCUACAUCCAACUUAGUGUUGUUAUUUGCUACGGGUUAGAGAGAGGGGGGAGGGGAGGGAGAGACACAGGGCCGGAAUUACGGCAGUGCAAAAGUGUGCAGCCCCCCAUGACCUCACUCUAAAGUAUGCCUCCACAUUUAUAUUAUAUAUACAAUAUUAAAAUAUAAAAAAACUGAGAUUAAAUUUAUAUGCACUUUGUUUACAAAUAUACAUUUAGAUAUAUUAUAAGUUCAUUUUUCAUUGAAACUUGAAGAGAGUAGGCCUUCCUUUUCCUUUAGUUAUUGGUGAGACCUAAUGACCUUCGCCUGUGAGGCUGAGACCAAUCGUCAUAUAAAUCUGAACCCUAAUCUGCAACGUCGCAGCCUGUGGGCAGUUUAGACCAAUAGCUCGCUGCCACGUCAGAGGUGUGUCCGACAUGGCAACGAGCUAUAACUUCACUGCCCACAGGUUGCGUCGUUGCAGGUUAGUAAUCUAGUGAUCUAUAAUGAAUGGUCUCAGUCAAUCUGAAGUAAUUCCUUGUAUUGUUCGUGAAAACGGUUGACGCUUGUUAAAUAUUUUUUGCUCAUUAAUGUUUUUUAAUUUUUAAUAAAAAUUGCAAUCGUUACAUUUAGAUAUUUUUUAUCAUAAGGCAUUGUUUCUUCAAUGCUAGAUAUAUAUAUUUAUCGCUGUUGCUAAAAUGUACAUAAUAGAAAAGAUAUAUGAUUUUGUGUAAAGGAGAGGGGUAGUAGUUGUAUACAUUUGUCCAUUGCUUCUAUUUUUUGUACAUAGCUUAUGGCUUAUAUCAACUCACUUUGUCUGGUAUAAAGUUUGAAAACGUUAUUUCUCUCACAUUCAGGCUCUGAUCAAGCUGAAUUAGUCCCCUUUAUACUUUGUAAAGAGAAAAGUUUGAAACUAACAACAAACUAACAAACCUUCUAUUUUCAUAGCAUUUCCCUGGCACAGUCGUUAAUGUAUUAGCCUGAGGGAGGAGGCUUUUGCUCUGGAGCUCGAAUUCAGGUCGUUCAUUUAUUUAACAAAUGCAUUUUAACAAAUGAUCACGGUAAUAAUCACCCAGAUGUCCCCACUCCCAACUGGUCCAGUCAACUGAUAGUAUCGUAGAGUAUUGACAAAGCUAAAAGCAUGAAUUUGAGUUAUAAACAAAAGCAAUAGGUAAACAUAUUUCUGAUCACACAGAUGUAUAAUUGUUUGUCAAGAUCUAUUACAAAUUUAAUGACAUGACCGAUCUUAACUAACUGAUACAACUACGCUUAAAAUAAGCUUUUCUUGCUUUGUUUUGUUUGUUGUUUUGUUGUUUUGUUUGUUGUUGUUGUUGUUGGCCUCCUUCUCCUUGAGUCCUAGAACGUCAAUGGUUCAUCUCGUCCUAAAGAACGGCUCAUAGCGGAUAGUUUUGUCAUCCUACUAUUAAUUCCAACUUUCUAAAGUCGCUUAAAUAAAUCGAAAGGUGGAAUUAAGUUAAAAAAACAACAGAGGUUGAUCCUUUGCUUAAAGCUGACAUUUCGCACAUUUGGUUAUAUAUAGGUAAUAAAGUUAAGUUGAAAGAGCGUCGUUCUAAUAACUCCAAUGACGUGGGUUCGAUCUCCAUACCGUUCUUUAUAUUUUUUCAAUGUAUAUGAACAUUUUGUUUGUUAUAUUUAUUGGAAAAUAAAUUAGAAAUUUAUUUAA
Messenger RNA from Biomphalaria glabrata, 4918 nucleotides. Its product is annotated as alpha-(1,3)-fucosyltransferase C-like. Bases 1248 to 2447 code for a protein of 399 amino acids. The transcript has 5 exons. The record is from RefSeq and is a predicted model, not a curated record. Gene Ontology annotation, molecular function: alpha-(1->3)-fucosyltransferase activity. Gene Ontology annotation, cellular component: membrane. Lineage: Eukaryota; Metazoa; Mollusca; Gastropoda; Planorbidae.